Molecule: messenger RNA, 5247 nt
Organism: Scomber japonicus (chub mackerel)
Lineage: Eukaryota; Metazoa; Chordata; Actinopteri; Scombriformes; Scombridae
Gene: brd4
Product: bromodomain containing 4
Biological process (GO): chromatin remodeling; positive regulation of transcription elongation by RNA polymerase II
Cellular component (GO): chromatin; nucleus
Source: RefSeq, a predicted model, not a curated record
UCGUAAAUGGAUUACAAGAUGCAUGCCAAGUCAAACGAUUUGCUGGAUUUUCAGAAACUGGAUGCCCUUCUGGAAAAAAUUGCACAUUCAGUCUCUGUGAAAAGAGAGUCCAGCGAAGAGUGCAAUGGGAUCAGUGGUGCUCUGUCAGUGGAGUCUGUGCCGGGGCCAAGACUGAACUGGUGUCCUGCCAACACCACUACUCCUGCCCCUGCUCCAGCUCCAGCUCCUGCUCCGGAGCCCGAGCCCACGCCCAACCCUGUUAGAAUGGGGGACGGCCUGGACGCAGCGCAGAUGUCAGGUAGCAGCAGCAGCCAGGGGCAGGCCCAGCAAUUGGGUGUCCCCCCCACCCCAGAGGUCAUUACCAACAGGCCCAAGCGCCAGACCAAUCAGCUGCAGUACCUGCUCAAGGUGGUGGUGAAGGCCCUGUGGAAGCACCAGUUUGCCUGGCCUUUCCAUGCACCAGUGGAUGCAGUCAAACUUAACCUGCCUGACUACUACCAAAUAAUCAAAACUCCUAUGGACAUGGGAUCAAUCAAGAAAAGGCUUGAGAACAGUUUCUACUGGAACGCCCAAGAAUGUAUCCAAGACUUCAACACGAUGUUUACCAACUGCUACAUAUACAACAAGCCUGGAGAUGACAUAGUCUUAAUGGCUGAGGCACUAGAGAAGGCUUUCCUCCAAAAGAUCUCAGAAAUGCCUCAGGAAGAAAUUGAGAUUGUUGUCAUGACAGGGAAGGGACGUGGUCGGGGCCGGAGAGACCCAGGUCUGGGCUUGAAACCAGGGGCCAUCAUUGAUUCUUCAUCCACGACUCCUCAAACACGGGGUCUGUCAAACCUCUCAGCAGUACCACAGACCAGAGGACCAGUGCAGGGCCCGCCUUCACUACCUCCCCAGCCUUUGAUGCAGGGCCUGCCGUCCCAUGUGCCCCCAACGUUACCCAGCCAUGCGCCACAGCUUGGAGCACCCUACUCCCUGGGCCAAUCAGAUUGCGCUCCUCAAGUACCUAUCAUGACUUCUGUGCCUCCACCUGCUCAGACCUCCCUUCCCCCAGCAUCCAUCCAGAGCACUGCCCCACUGCUGCAGAACCCUAUAACCAUGACCAAACAAAGAAAGAGCCAGAAAAGGAAAGCAGACACUACAACACCCACAGCGAACGACCAACUGAGUGAGUCUUCCCCAGCAGAGUCCAAGUCUGGGAAGACGCUGCCUAGGCGAGAGAGUACCCGGCCCUCCAAACUGAUGAAGAAGGAUGCACCAGACUCCCAGCAUCACAUAGGCAUGGGGAUGGGACUGAGUGGACCAAGUGGAGGUAGCCCCAAACCACAAGAUCAGAUUGGAUAUUGUGCUGUUCUGGUCAGGGAAAUGCUGUCCAAGAAGCAUGCUGCUUACGCCUGGCCGUUUUACAAACCUGUUGAUGUGGAUGCACUGGGACUACACGAUUAUCAUGACAUCAUCAAACAUCCCAUGGACCUCAGCAGCAUUAAGGCCAAGCUGGAGAACAGGCAAUACCGGGAACCACAGGAGUUUGCUGCUGAUGUGCGAUUAAUGUUUUCCAACUGCUACAAAUAUAAUCCACCAGACCACGAGGUGGUGGCUAUGGCACGCAAGCUACAGGAUGUCUUUGAGAUGCGGUUUGCCAAGAUGCCAGAUGAACCUGAGAGCAAGCCUCUGGUAUCUGCCCCAGCUCCUACACUUCACCACCCUGCCCCGGUUAAACCCCAGCCUCCCAUUGCCCACGUUGCCUCUUCCUCAGACAGCUCCAGUGACUCAUCCUCUGAGUCUGAGUCUUCCACAGAUGACUCUGAAGAAGAAAGAGCUCAGAGGUUGGCAGAGCUCCAGGAGCAGUUGAAGGCUGUCCAUGAGCAGCUGGCUGCCCUCUCCCAGCCACAAGCCAGCAAACCAAAGAGAAAAGAGAAGGAAAAGAAAGAGAAGAAAAAAGACAAGCAUAAGAAGAAAGGAGGCAUGCCCAGCCUUGUAGAUGAGAUCCAGGAUACUACGCCUGUUCCGCAGCUCUCUAAGAAGACCAAGACCAGUAACAAUAACAACAAAGAGGUCGUUCCCAAGAAGAAACCCAGUAAAAAAGAGGGGAAAAGCAAUCAUCCCUCCAGCCUGCAGCCCGUUCCCAGCCUAGAAGACGAUCUAGGAGCAGCUGGGUCAUCAGCUACAGGCGAAAAGUGCAAGCCUAUGACGUAUGAGGAGAAGAGACAGCUAAGCUUGGACAUCAACAAGCUUCCUGGUGACAAACUUGGCCGUGUGGUGCAUAUUAUCCAGUCCAGAGAGCCCUCGCUCAAGAACUCAAACCCAGAUGAGAUCGAGAUUGACUUUGAGACACUUAAGCCCUCUACUCUACGUGAGCUGGAGCGAUAUGUGUCUUCCUGCCUCCGCAAGAAGAAGAAGGUUGCAGUCGAAAAGCCCGUUGAGUCCAUGGCUUCCUCCAAAAAGACUGGAUCUUCUUCAGAGAGCAGUGGCUCCAGCUCAGACAGCGAAGCUGAAGGGACAGGAAUAAUGAAACCACAAAAGAAAAAGGGCCCAUCUGUGAAGGAGGGAAAGAAGACACAUCCUCAUGGUCAGAGCGGCCCUCCACAGACGGGGCUUCAUCCCCAAGCUGCAGGCUUUCAGUCCAGCAGUCAGAUGAAGCAGCAUCAGCCAUCUCCUGCAGGCUUUAUGGCUGCUCCUGUGACUGCUCUGGAGUCUUCCCAGAUACUGGAGACUAGCUUUGAAUCCCUGCCGCCUUUCGGCCAACCCCUCAUGCAUCUGUCCCACCACACAGGCAACUCCUCCUCACCUCCACCUCCACACCUCAACGCUCAUUCUGCUGGGCCAGUGUCCCCCGAGACCCACCCUUUCCUCAACCAGCAUCCCGUCCUCCCAUCUCCAGCCUUGCACAUCUCCAUGCCUCAGCAGCCUUCUCGACCCAGUCACAAGGCAGCGCCUCUUCAUCCCAAACCUCCCCAGCAGCAACCAGCACCUCCUCAGCAGCAGCCAACUCUGCAGCAGCAACAACAACAACAACAACAACAACAGCAACAGCAACAACAGCAGCAGCAACAGCAGCAGCAGCAACAGCUCCAGCCCCAGUCAGCAGCACCUCCACAGCACCAGCUCCCCUCUCAGAUCCUUCACCCGCCUCAGCCCCUGCAUCAGCGGCCCAUGUCACCCCCAACACUCACGCCCCAGGGCUUGCUGUCUUCCCAGCCUCCCCAGAUGCUGCUGGAGGAUGAUGAAGAGCCAGGGUGUACAACGCCCUUGAACCAAGUACAGUUAUACCUGCAGCAGUUCCAGCAAACCCGUCAGCCCCAGCAGUCCAUGCAGUCGCUCCAGGCGCAGGCUCGUCAGCAGCAGCAACAGCCAGUACCGACUUCUCUCCUGCAGUCUGUCCAGGCGCAAUCUCAGCUGUCGUCUCAGACCACGCUGCCUCCUCCCCAGCUCUCAGUUCAGUCCCAGGCUCAGGCAGCCCCACCACAUCAAGCGCCGCCCCAACAGAUUCCCCUUCACCAGGCCCGCCACAUGCAGCACGCUCAGCAGCAGCAACAACAGCCGCCACAACAGCAGCAGCUGAACUACCAACAAGGUCCUGGACUAGCCAGUCAGCCCCAGGGAUCACAACACAAGGUCUCCAUGCCCACCAACAAAGCACAGCAGAUCAUCCAGCAGCAGCAAGAGCAACCCUCUCCUAUCCCGGCCAAGGCUGAACCUUACAUCACAGGUCACAUGAGGGAUAAUCCAUCGCCUCUCAUGAUGCAUUCCCCACAACUUCCCCAGUAUCCACCAUUGACUCACCAGUCUCCACCUCAUAACAUGCAGCCCAAAAAGCAGAGGGCACCUGGAAUCCAAGGUGGGUUGAAGGAGGAGAAACUUCCUCCAUCACCAGUGAUGAGAGGAGAGCCAUUUAACCCUGCCAUGAGACCGGACCAUCACAAACAUCCUGAUAACAAGCCUUCUCAACCAGGCCACAGCCAACAGAAUGUGAAGUCCAUGGACAGCUCACGGCCUGUCAUCCGCUCCUCUGAGCCCAGUGGACCGCCCCCCUCCCUGCAAGAUAAGGAAAAGUUCAAGCAGGAGUCUAAGGUGCCCAUUGCCCCCAAAAAGGAUGUGAAACUGAAGAAUAUGGGCUCGUGGGCCAGCCUGGCACAAAAGUCUACAUCCGCGCCCUUAUCUGCAGUAAAGUCGUCGAGUGACAGUUUUGAGCAAUUCCGACGCGCUGCACGGGAGAAGGAGGAGAGGGAGAAAGCCCUGAAGGCCCAGGCAGAGCAGGCAGAGAAAGACCGGCUACGCAGAGAGCAGGAUAAACUACGAGGUCGGGAUGAUGAUGACAUCAUGGAGCCGAGCAGAAGGGUGCACGAGGAACCACGCAGGCGUCUGGAGCAGCAGCACAUUCAAGCCCCUUCACAACAACAACAACAACAACAACAACAGCAGCAGCAACAGCAGCAGCAGCAGCAGCAGCAGGAGCCUCAGCCGGCUGCAAUUCAGCCGCCUCCCCAACCCCCCACACCGCCUCAGCCCGCCAUACAGAACCCACUAGACCAACAGAGGGAGCUAGCACGCCGCCGAGAGCAGGAGAGGAGGAGGCGGGAAGCGAUGGCAGCAACUAUUGACAUGAAUUUCCAAAGUGACUUAAUGGCGAUCUUUGAGGAGAACCUGUUUUGAGGGAGAGGAGCAACUGAAACGUAACUGCAAAAACAAACAAAAAAAAAAAAAAAAAAAAAAAAAAAACCUACAGAAAAAGAGAAAAAAAACUUGGAUAUGUAAACUUCCUCUAAAGAGAGAUUUGGCAACUUCGCAUCAGAGGGGACACGGAGUUUAAGCAUAGACCCGACGGGCCCUCAGAGACUGAGUACAGACGCUGGACGGUCGGUCACAGCUUGCUUUGCCCCAGCAGGACGGAACAUACACAACAAGUGGGGGGGGGGGGGGGGGAAUAGUCCCGUCGUUGCAGAUCGUCUUUUCCUGGGAAAUUUUGGCAUUGCCUGCGUGAUAUCUCAGCCAGAGAGAGGGGACCCAUGUUGGCACAGUUGCCUUUGUCACACUUUUAUUCUUACAGUGUGAGUGGGCACAAUAAUAAUUACAAGAGUAAAGACUUCCCAAUAACUAUGAAAAUGCUCUGAUAAUGUACUGACAGACUGUGCAGAGGCGUUUUGAAAACUGCCAGAUGUCCGAGGUGGUGAAGAAGACUGGUCUUUUAUGUUUUUGUUAUGUUUUUUUGUUUGUUGUAAGUGAACACGUGAAAUGGUUGGGGGUGGGGGG